CGUCAGCUCCGCCAGCUGGCCUCACAUCGCGGCAAGAUGAAGGCACGGCUGCGCAACCUCGCUCUACUGCUGUUAACUACUGUGACAGCAGUAGCAGCGAUGGACGUGACGCUGUCUGAUAAGGAGACCCAAAAAUGCAGUGGCAUGUACAGCAAGAAGUCGUGGGGAGGCAAGGUCGACCCCUUCAUACUUGUUAAAUUCAUAAAAGAUCCGAAGAAGAACGAAGGAAUCAAGGACCAGACUGUCAGUGUCGUGGUCUGGGAAUGGAAAGACACUUUGCUUCUGGGCGCACCUUCCGAUUUGCCCGUGAACGAUGAAAACCGCCAUUACAUUUGCGACGACGAAUCGAUCAAAUUAAACCUCUGCAACGGCACACAUAAAGGCGAAUGGGUACUCGCGGAAGACGUCGAGAACCUCUGGCAAAUGCCUAUCAGGACCGAAGCUAUCGACCUGAACGACCCGAAAGCAAUCAAGUACCCGAUCUCCACCGCAGAGACCAAAGUACCAAUCAAAACUGGCUAUUACUGUGUGGCUGCGAAUGCGCAAGACAAGCAAUUGCAAUUCGAGGCUAUCGUGACUUUUCGGAACGCUUAUGGAGAGCUGCAAGCCGCCCAGAUCGCAAAGCUGCCUUUUUACGGCGGAAUCACCAUUGUGUAUUUUGUUGUGUUGGCAUUCUGGGGCUUCCUCUACUUCCAGAACCGUCACGAUAUUCUUGCCGUCCAAAACUACAUCACUGCUAUCCUAGUAUUUCUGGUCAUCGAGAUGCUGAUGACUUGGGGCUAUUACGACUACCAGAACCGCCACGGUAACAACGUCGGCACCAAGGCACUCAUGAUUGUCGUCGCCGUACUCAACGCUUUCCGUAACUCCUUCUCCUUCUUCCUGCUCCUGAUCGUAUGUAUGGGAUAUGGCGUCGUCAAGCCUUCCCUCGGCAAGACAAUGACGGUCGUCCGCUGGCUUGCUGUAGCACACUUCGUCUUUGGCGUAAUUUAUGCUGUAGCCUCACUUACUGUUCGUCCCGAUGACGCCGGACCUCUAGUUCUGUUGGUCAUCCUCCCACUCUCAGCCACACUUACGGCGUUUUACAUCUGGACCCUGAACUCGCUCAACCUUACGAUGAAGGAUUUGAUGGAGCGAAAGCAGCACGUCAAAGCUACCAUGUAUAAGAGGUUAUGGUGGUGCAUUUUGACGAGCAUUAUUGUCAUUUUCGGUUUCUUCUUCAUCAACAGCUUCACCUUCGCCGGAGCUUCGACCCCCGACUUUGCUCCGACACACUGGCAAACACGAUGGUUCGUGCUUGACGGCUGGCUAAAUCUUGUCUACUUGGCGGAUGUGUGUUUUGUUGCGUACAUGUGGAGGCCAACAGCCAACAACCGGAGAUUUGCCAUGAGUGAUGAGAUUGCCCAAGAUGAUGAAGGUUUCGAGAUCGCAUCCCUCAGAGAUUCUCUUGAUGAAGAGGAAAGAGGCUCAGAUCAGCCUCCAUCCUACGACCCAGCGCAGAGGUCAAACAACAACGCGCGCGAUGUGUCGCCAUUGCCGGCACCACAAGCACAGAAGCCCAUUGUUCCUCCCAGGGAGAGUCUUGAUGGCGAUACCAUCUUCGCUGUAGGCGAGGACGACAAGUGGAGUAGUGACGAAAGUGACGAGAGUGACGAGAGUGACGACGAGUCAGGGCCGGCGAGCCCAAAAGAGGGCAAUAGCGAGCGUUCAAGGUUAACGGGUCGUAAGAACGACUAGUUCUUGGCUUGACGCGACCAUACUUCGAAUUAUUGAGCAGCGGCGUUGAAUGUCCGAGAACGCUUUUCAAAUCGAUAGCGUGUGCUCAUAUUCUGUCUUGUAGAUUAGGCGUUUCUAGCGUUCUGAAUAGUGAUUUUAGUUCGAGGAG
This is a messenger RNA of Alternaria alternata, 1885 nucleotides long. RefSeq lists its product as hypothetical. Gene Ontology annotation, cellular component: membrane; Golgi apparatus. Gene Ontology annotation, biological process: retrograde transport, endosome to Golgi. The record is from RefSeq and is a predicted model, not a curated record. The transcript has 4 exons. Lineage: Eukaryota; Fungi; Ascomycota; Dothideomycetes; Pleosporales; Pleosporaceae. Bases 37 to 1737 code for a protein of 566 amino acids.